AUGGCCUCAAGUCUUGCACCCUUCCUUGUAAAAGGCAAGACUGCGAUUGUCACUGGAGCGGGGUCUGUAGGCAUCAAUCUUUGUUUUGCUUCUCUUUUACUCUCAAGAGGCUGCAAUGUCGUCUUUGCCGACCUUGGCUUGCGUCCGGAGGCCAAAGCCAUAACCGACAAGUAUUCACAGAAAUCUUCAGGUCAACCUCGAGCCUUCUUCCAAAAGACAGAUGUCACAAACUGGAAUCAGCUCUCAAAAAUGUUCAAGGUGGCUCAAGAAGAGUUUGGCGGCACUGAUCUUGUAUGCCCAGGUGCAGGCGUUUUCGAGCCCGGCUGGUCAAACUUCUGGCAUCCUCCUGGCUCUUCGGGAUCCAAGGAUAGUGUUGAGGGAGAUCGCUAUGCAUCCCUCGACAUUAAUCUCACUCAUCCUAUCAGAACUUCCCAGCUGGCCAUCUCAGCAUUUCUGUCACAGCAAUCCAAGGCAACUCCUCAGAAUCCUAAGCGCAUUGUCAUGAUUAGUAGUGUUGCUGGUCAAGGUGCUUCAUUGUUAGUCCCUCUCUAUCACGCAGCCAAACACGGUGUCGUCGCUUUCACGCGCUCUUUGGCCGGCUUGGAUGACAAAUUCGGCAUUCGUGUCAAUGCAUGUUGUCCAGGGAUCAUCAAAACACCUCUUUGGACCGACAACCCGGACAAGAUGAGGUACUUUGAUGAGGAGAAGGAUCUUUGGGCUACGCCAGAGGAGGUUGCGGAGGCAAUGCUGACUCUUGUUGAAGAUGAGGAGAUGGUGGGAGGAACCAUUUUGGAGAUCGGGCAUGAUGUAAAGCGCGUAGUCCCUAUAUUCAAUAACCCAGGGCCGAAGGGUGCUGCCACCUCGAUCUCUGGAAGUGCCGAACUCAUCAACGAAGUUUAUGACACGGUGGCAACAGAAGGUUGGGGCAAGUCUGGUUGA
This is a messenger RNA of Aureobasidium melanogenum CBS 110374, 939 nucleotides long. Its product is annotated as NAD(P)-binding protein. Gene Ontology annotation, molecular function: oxidoreductase activity, acting on the CH-OH group of donors, NAD or NADP as acceptor. NCBI's taxonomy places the organism in Eukaryota, Fungi, Ascomycota, Dothideomycetes, Dothideales, Saccotheciaceae. Gene Ontology annotation, cellular component: cytoplasm. The record is from RefSeq and is a predicted model, not a curated record. The transcript is spliced from 2 exons. The coding region runs from base 1 to 939 and encodes 312 amino acids.